Molecule: messenger RNA, 2729 nt
Organism: Chelonus insularis
Lineage: Eukaryota; Metazoa; Arthropoda; Insecta; Hymenoptera; Braconidae
Gene: Tsp26A
Product: Tetraspanin 26A
Exons: 10
Coding region: 354-1280 (308 amino acids)
Cellular component (GO): plasma membrane
Source: RefSeq, a predicted model, not a curated record
UGUGCCGCUGCGACGUGACAAUGGCAGUAGUCGUUAUUAUGUGGGAUAUUGUGAUCAGCUGAUCGGCUGGCAACGACUACUGCCGGAUUAUAAUUAAUUAAACAAAAAAAAAGUUUAUUAGUUUAUGAAAAUAUUUAAGUAAGUAAAACACAAAAAUGGAUCCGCCAUGAUCACUGUAUAAUUAUGCGGGUUUAGUUAUUGUUUUCAAAGUGUAUUUAAUUUUGUUUGUUGUUUUUAUUUUUGUUUUUAUUUUGUGUUCUUUCUUAUUGCUCUUCGAAAAGUGCACAUGUGCGCGUGUGAGUCAAAAGGCGCGAAAAUCGCAAUCAGAAACAGGAGAUAAAUGUAUCGUAAUCAUGCCUGCAAGGAAGUACAGAAGGGAUACAAGUGAAGUGAGCUGCUGUCUCAAAUAUGUGAUCUUUGGAUUUAAUGUUUUGUUUUGGUGGCUUGGUCUUGGGAUUAUGGCUGUUGGUGUUUGGGCAUGGAAGGAGAAGGACACUUUCAACAAUCUCUCCCGUCUUACAAAUGUCGCUCUCGACCCGGCAUUUAUCCUCAUUCUAGUCGGCACAGUAACAUCGGUUAUUGGAUUUACAGGAUGUGUAGGUGCACUCAGGGAAAAUACAUGUCUUCUUGCUGCUUAUGCUGUAUUUUUGGGAUCAUUAUUACUCCUGGAAAUGACGAUUGGAAUACUAGGAUUUAUUUUCAAGGAUUGGAUUAAAACUCAAGCAACAGGAGGUUUUCAAGCAUUCAUCAUUCACUAUCGAGAUGAUCCAGAUCAACAAAAUCUCAUAGAUUGGAUUCAAGAAGACUGGUUGCAAUGCUGUGGAAUCGAAGGACCAAAGGAUUGGGACCGUAAUAACUAUUUCAACUGUUCUUCAAGCGAGAUUGGUUCCAGUGAAGCCUGCGGCGUGCCUUUUAGCUGUUGCAAACGGGAGCCCAACGAAAUCACCAAGAAUAAACAGUGUGGUUAUAACGUACGGAAACCUGGCAAUCCAGGAGAACGGAGUAUAUUUGAACGAGGUUGCUUGAGGGCAGGCGAGGAGUGGCUAGAAUUGAACCUCGUGCCCGUUGCAGGCAUCGUCGUGAGCACUAUGGUUCUUCAGAAUUCUGAUGUUACAAUUUAUGAAAAAGGAUGCAUUCAAGCAGGAGAAGAAUGGAUUGAACGAAAUUUACUUGUUAUUGCUACUAGUGCAAUAAUAACAGCAUUUGCCCAGAUUCUUGGGAUUUGUUUUGCGCAGAAUCUACGUGCUGACAUAUUUGCGCAAAAAGCAAAGUGGCACUGACAAUCAAGAGCCCCCACGGCAGUUUAGCAUCUUGUUCUAGUGGAUGCUGAUCGAUCGCGUUGAGUAAACUGAGCUUCGUCAAAUGUGACUGUAAUCCAACUGAUUUAAUAUGAAAUGAAUAUUUUCAUUAAUCAAUUACACUGAUAUACACCCUACAUGAACAUGAAAAACAACAAGGUACGAUUGAAAAUAUCACAAUGGACUCUAAUACUACUGCAUAAAGAAGAAUAUUAAAAAAUUUCAUUAUUUAAAAUUUUACCAAACCUAUUUUCUAAUAUUAAUAAAUAAAAUUCCCUUAAUGCUGAUCGAUUAACUAUAAAACUCUGAAUAUUUAUGAAAUAUUAAACAAAGAAAAAUAGAGUUAUAAUUACUUGUAAAUAUUCAAUCAAAUUUGAUGCUGUUAUAAAGACAAAUUGAAAAUAAUAACGUGCUUUAUUCCGUCCAAGGGAUCGGAUAAUUAUUUUUCAAUAAUAAAAAUUCAUAAUAAAACUCCUUUUUAUUGUCAUAAAAUAAUCAUUUUAUCAAUAAUCCGAUUCUGUGAAAGACUGCUAUAUAAAAAUUCAUUUACAGUGGUACAAUGUUAACAAAAUUGUUCGAUCAGCUUUUAUUCCAUACAUUCAAAUAAUCCAUAAAGGGACAUUUUAUUUUUUUCUCUCAUGAUAUUUUAAAAUAAUUUGAAACCAAGACAAAUUGAUAUAUAAAAUAAUUCAUACCAUUUUUUGUCUUUAUAAUGGUGCAAUAUGUAAUAUAAAAAAUUAUUAAAACGUGUAAAAGUGUGGGUGUUGAAUGUAAUAAUCAACGCGUGGUCGUGGGGGCUGCAACGAGUUAGGGCCGAUCUCGUUGCAUAAACUCGGUAUAUGCGAUACUAUGGCCGUUAUAAGUAAUGCAGGCAAACUUUCGUUUACGCCAAUUAGGCGUUUAAUUAGUUACUAAAACUACUUUCGGGACUAUCGAUUAUCUUCUUCAUGAAUAACUCGUUCAAACACGCGUAGGUAAUAUUCGUGUACUAUAUGGACGGACGUCUCGAUUUUCUCUGCCAUUAGGCGCUUAUUAUUAGACUGUAUAUUUUAAAUAAACUACCGACAAAGUUACGAGUAUUUUAUGAUGGUAAAUAAUUUGGUAAAUGUGUUGAAAAUAGAUCUACAGAUUUUUUUCAAUACUAAUCAAUUAAUAAUUCAAAUGAAUAAAACCAUUAUAUAAUUAUCUACUUUCAACGCUAGUUUAUCAAUCAUCUAUUCAAUUGGAUAAAAUGGACGGUAAUUUGUUGUCAUGAAUGGCAUUUGAAUAAAAUAAUAAUUUUAUCGAUAAAAUAAUUAGAUUAAUGGUAUGCUGGAUAAUCUGAGAGAUCUAUUUUUAAUACAUUCAUGUAAUGUAACAAUAAAAAUAAUUCAAGAGAAGGUGCCUAUAAAGCCAGGAAAUCGAGAAUUUUCGACUUUACUAAUUUAAAUA